AUGCUCACCCUGCAUGCAUGCCUCCAGCUGGACACGCAACCCCCUUUCCACCCUCACAACAGCGGCGACUCCAGCGGCCUGGUGUUCAGCCCCGACGGCACGCUCUUCGCGCUGACCACGCCGUCUGGCGUGGCCAUCCACGACACCGCGAGCCGGACUCUGCGCCAUGCCCUGCCCAGCCCCGGCACGCUGGCGGCCUCCUUCUCCCCCGAUGGCCGCUUCCUGCUGACCCAGGCCCGGCCGGCCAAGGACGUCGACCAGGACCGCAACCUGAAGCUCUGGGGGGUGGAGGACGGGGCCGUGCGCCUGGCCCUGCACCAGAAGCACUUUCGGCGCGAGGAAUGGCCGGCCAUCCGGUUUGGGGUGCGGGACGCGCUGGCCUACUACCAGGUCACCAGUGCCGUGCACGUCUACGACACAUCGGACUUCAGCAACGGCGUGACCCACCGCGUGCCCAUCAAGGGCGUGUCCAGCUUUGCGCCCAGGCCGUCUGGCGGCGGGGGCGCGCUGCUCGCCGCCUACUGCCCGGAGGCCAAGGGCAGCCCCGCCAGCGUGGGCCUCUACUCUGCCGAGCCGGGGGCAGAUGGGACGCCCAUCUGCCGCAAGAACUUCUUCCGGUCCAACUCGGCGCAGCUCCUCUGGAGCCCCAGCGGAUGUGCGGUGCUGGCACUGGCGGCGUCGGACGUCGAUGCCACCAACCAGAGCUAUUACGGGGAGCAGAAGCUCUACUUCAUGGCGUCCAAUGGCCAGAACGAGUGCGCUGUCCAGCUGCCAAAGGAGGGCCCCAUCCACGACGUCCAGUGGUCGCCCAAGGGCAACUUUUUCCUUGUGGUGGCAGGCUUCAUGCCCGCCAAGGUCAUUCUCUUCAACAGCGCGUGUGUCCCCAAGUUCGACCUGGGGUCUGGGCCCUUCUCCAUGGUCCGGUGGAACCCCUUUGGCCGAUACUUUGUGCUGGCUGGGUUCGGCAACCUGCCCGGCGACCUGGCGUUUUAUGAUAAGAAGGCGGAUGGCAAGUGCAAGCCCAUGGGGACCACUAGGGCCGAAAACGGCGUGGCGCUGGAGUGGUCCCCCUGCGGCCACAUGGUCUUGGUUUCCACCACCGCGCCCCGGCUGCGCGUCGACAACGGAAUUCAGGUCUUCCGGGCAGAUGCCGCCAGGCUGGCGGCCCGCCCCUAUCCCAUCCUGCUCCAGGCAGCGUGGCGGCCCGCCGCGCCGGGGUCGUUCUCCGACGCGCCCCUUCAAACACCAGGGGGUGCAGCGGGCGCCGAGCCGGCCUUGCCGCCCCCGCCGGCGGUCACAGGGUAUGUACCCCCGCACCUGCGCGGCAACCCUGCGGCCGCUGCCGCCGCGCGCUCCAAGUUCUCGCUGGCGCGGGAUGCCGAGGACAGAGGGGGCAAGAUCACCAACGGCGGGGUGGUGGGCGCCCCACCAGCGGCCGCUCGAAUGCAGCCGGCGCUUCCGCCCGGAGCCGAGGCCACACCGGAGCUGAGCAAAGCAGCGGCAAAGAAUGCAAAGCGGCGUGCGGCAGCUGCCAAGAAGAAAGCGGAGGAGGGUUUGGGCAAGCUAGCCAUUUGA
Molecule: messenger RNA, 1575 nt
Organism: Auxenochlorella protothecoides
Lineage: Eukaryota; Viridiplantae; Chlorophyta; Trebouxiophyceae; Chlorellales; Chlorellaceae
Product: Eukaryotic translation initiation factor 2A
Exons: 7
Coding region: 1-1575 (524 amino acids)
Biological process (GO): translational initiation
Cellular component (GO): cytosolic small ribosomal subunit
Molecular function (GO): protein binding; ribosome binding; translation initiation factor activity
Source: RefSeq, a predicted model, not a curated record